This is a messenger RNA of Cyclocybe aegerita, 4428 nucleotides long. NCBI's taxonomy places the organism in Eukaryota, Fungi, Basidiomycota, Agaricomycetes, Agaricales, Hemipholiotaceae. The record is from the annotation of a GenBank genome assembly.
AUGAGAACAAUACGGCUUUGUCCUCGUCGUUGUCGUCGUCCGAGGUGGAUCGGAGCUGGUGGUGGGCUCUGGUGGGCUGCAGCGUUCGGCGGUGUUCUUCGCCGGACCUGCAGGAAUGCACGUGCCACCAGAUUUCCGGCUUGGCACUUUACUGCCCUUAGUUCGACUUUACGUCCUUCGUCAACGAUACCCUCCCCCGUUCAAGGGGGCAUGGCCUAUACUCGCAUCCCAGUUCAGGUCGCCCAGUCCUAUGCAGAGGCCCACGGCCCCGAAUCCCCGCAUCCAGAGGACCUCCAGGCCUUCUACGAUGAUAUGGAGCGCAGAGAGACGCUCGAACACAAAAUGUCAAAGCGAAAGUCGAACUCUAGCACGUCGAUAUGGUCUCGCAAAUCAUUGAAACGUUCACCUACUGCCCCUUCAAUCCACCCACCAGUCGAGUUGCAUACGAAUUCAUCUACUGGAGACUUGCAGGCUGGGGGCUAUCACGGGGACGGUGGUUGGGUGGAAAGAGGCGGCGAACAACAUAAUUCUGGCCCGCAGCUCACCACAUCGCGCUCUGUCAUAGUUGACACGGGAGAGUCGCCGCCUUGGACGGGCAACGACGCGUGGUCGGCGGUCCCAGCUCCCGCGUUCAAGGUUUCCUAUAAGCUUCACAAUCCUCUCGGACCACGAUGGUACAAGAACCACCAUCUUAUUCCGCCCUCUCAAAUAAAACCGUCGAUGCGACCCCCAACGUUCUUCUCGCCGUCCUUUCCUCCCAUUGGCACCUCCUCUUCACCAGAACGCCACGACGAUGACGCCGGACCCAGCGGUACGCCUUCCCAUUCUCCAUCACAUACACCCGCCUCGUCGCAGACGCGUGUCAUGGACGGUGGCAAGCCUAGGUCCCGUAAAACAUCGCAGACAACACCAGAUAAUGUCGAUCUCCUCGAUGUGUCGGACCCCUGGGGUAGCACCUGGCAUCACCAAUCCCCUUAUGAUUGCUUCCAAACACCAGCUGCCUCUGCUGACCGCGAAGUACCCAGACCAAGACGUGCAAGCAUGACGGCAGCUCAAAACCGUCACCAAUCAGUCAUACCUUCCCCGUUAUCUCAAUCGUCCUCUGCUGUCCAUCUACCUGUUUCUCAGCGCGAGAUUCACAUUCCCAGAAAGCUCAGCAAACGCCGGACACCUGCCGUUGAGAGUAUAUUCCCAUCUCAGCCUCCAGAAGUUGACAGGAAAGCGACCUCCGCGCCGCCGACGCCGCUUGAGCGACCUACACCCACCUCCUCUCCAGACACCGAUUCUUCACAGUCGAACGUUUUGCCAAAACGCAUGUCUGUUGCCCCUCCGCAGACCCAAUACAUGAUGUCGCAACCAGUGACAUCGAAGAAAGAGAAGCGAGGAAGCAUGUUGAAUCGACUUGUCAAAAAGUUCAGCAUCUUGAAGAGAUCUUCGGACAAUGAGGCAUCUAGCAGUGCAAUCGACUCCUGGCACUAUUCCCCAGGGCAAGAUCCUUCUGCGUAUACUAAUGUGCUCGACUCUGGUUUGGAUCGCGGAAGGGUAUCUCCAGAAAAGCCUCAUCGCGACUCUGUGAAGCGCGUUCCUCCACCGCCUGUGGAUCAAGUACUCGAACCCCAGCCUGUGGAGUCAGCACCACGAGCAGACCGUACCUCCGUGGCUUCCAUAGAAGUUCCUUACUCUAUGGGUAGACUGACUGUUGCUAACCCUGACCUACCAGAUGACGGCAAGGUUGAUUUAGAGGAAGCACCACCGCCACCGGAGAAAUCGAUAGAGUUGACCGAGCCCGUACCUCCAGAGGGGGAUAAUGAGCGCCCUCCGCCCAAAGAACAGCCCUUGCCAGCGCCGCCUGUUCAGAGUCACCCUCCAGGGGUCCAACCAGUCCUUCCUCCACCACUUUCGGUGACUGAGGCACGUUUACGUGUCGACAAGCCGUUACCUCCGCCUCAACUGGCUACCCCCGAAUUCUCCCAACUGGCAUUGUCGGACUUCCAUCUGGAGACUCCUUGGAACGUCGACAAGUCCUUGCCCCCGCCAACUCCCAAUCCCAAGAGUCCACUCCCUGACCGCACUCUGACACACUCUCCUGUUGAUGAAAAACGACCGUCGCUUGAAAGGCGGGAUUCUUCUCAACCACAGGCGGGUCCUUCCAAACCCAGAGGGUCCACUCCAAGCAACCACACCUCUGAUGUCCCCAGCCGGAUUUUGUCCCCAAUACAGACCUCAACGGUUCUUGAAAAUUCCAAGCGGUCAGCCUCUCAGAAGAAGUCGACUCCUUCUCCCAGCAAGGAAGUGUCGUCGUCGUCGUCUGAUGAUCCCGUUAGAACUCGAUCACCUCCAGUUCAAGCCCGUGGUCACAAUGAAAUUUUGAAGGGGACAAGCUCGCAGCAAAAGCACAAGCGACAGGAUUCUUCAUCUUCGAACGCGGCAACUGUUGGUGUCUCCUCUGCCCCCGAACGUACUCCUACAGUGCGAGCGCCGGCCCCUACUCACACCCGCGAGCGGACGCCCGAGGCUUCAACGUCUACCUCUCGUCAACAUACCGUCAAGGACCGCUCUCAUACUCGAUCCGAAUCAGCACUAACACCGGCGCCUGUUCAAGUUCCAUUCCCUAGUAAUCAGUAUGCAGUCCCUUUUCCAGCUCAAGGUGCCAAUGGUGUACAGUAUCUUGGGCCCUCCUACGAAGAUUCUCCACUUUCGACCUCUUCCAUGAUAGUUAACCCUCCAACACCGUACGACCACCGGUUGUCACUCAAUGGUUCAGUUGACCAGACUCCUCCCACCCUGCCACCGAAGAGCCUAUACGAGGAAAAGCGCGAACAGGAAGUUAGCCCGACCACUACAACACCUACUCGCCAGACGGAGAUGUUCAAGCUAGUAAGGAGCUCUUCUGGAAAUGUCUAUGCUUCGGGGCAGACAAUCUCUGCUGCUGGACAGCAGUGGGAAGUUGUAGAAUCGAUCGAUGUGAAGAAGGACAAGUCCUCUCGUUCCAGAGACCAAGAACGCCGCUCCAAGGAGAGAGAACGGGGACAAGACCGUGAGAGGCGUGAACGGGAGAAUGAAAGAGAGAGGGAACGGCGACGGGAACGGGAAAGAGAAGAAGAGCGGGCAAGACGACGGGAACGGGAAAAACAAGAGGAGCGGGAGAGGAAGCGUGAACUGGAGAAGGAGGAGGAGCGGGAGAGAAGGCGCCAGCGGGAAAGGGAAGAGGAGAGGGAAAGAAGACGGGCACGAGAAAGAGAGGAGGAGCGGGAGAGAAGACAGGCACGAGAGAAAGAAAAGGAACGAGAGAGGGAAAAAGAGAGAGUGAGGGAGAGAGAGAAGGAACGCGAGAAGGAACGCGCAAGAGAGCGACGACGCGAACGCGAACACAGGUCUAUUGAUUAUGACCGCCCUUCCAGGGAUCACGACCUAGAUUACGAACACCGAUCCAGAGGCUACGAGCCCCAGCCUCGAGAUCCAAGCUACCGAUCAACGAAGGAUACUGAACACCAAGCCAAAGAAUACGACCAUAGGGCGAAGGAUUACGAUAGUAGUCGUCGCCGGGACUCAAAGUUUAAAGUCGAUCCUGAACACGUCGAGCAUUCAUCCUAUCGAUCAUCCAAGCAAAUUGUUUACGUCCACGAAGAAUCCCCCAAACGCUCCAGCGGUCAAACCACCACUCGUCAUAACGGAGACCGCUCUCGUACUCAUGACGAUUACAAAAGCAGUCGUCAACGUGAAGAGCAUCUAGAGCGGAGGUCUCCAGAUAUUCCCUCUUCGUCCCGACCACAACCUAUCCCGAUUCAAAUGUCUGUCGCUACACCUGCUCCCGUUCCUGUUAUUCUUGUUCCUACACCCCCAGAGCCCCCCGCCCCACUUCGAAGAAAUCCCUCGAUUACUGUGAGACCUACAUCAGAGCUCCCAUCCGCCGCAGAGAUGGAGGCAAUACGAGCUAAAGAGUCCUGGGACAUGGAGCGCCUCUGGAAGGCGCGCAGUAUGUAUGGAACAGAGCUGAAUGCGCCGAGGACGAACUUCAUCCGUGGCCCUGGAUCCUCGAGUUCUUUGAGCGACGAUGCGCCAACACACAGCGCUAUCUACGGCUCAAGCCACACAGCCUACGUUGUUCAGCCUCCAUUCCAAACUCGAGGUUCGCAAAUAUACCACUCCUUGCCAACGGCUCCUCCCCCUAUCAUAUAUUCCUCACCUGCCUCUAUACCCAGCAUUCCCGAUUCCAUUUCGACUUACGAUUACGAACCAGUUUAUCGGACGUACCCAGCACCCUCCCCAUCCGAUUAUAGAAUCACGGCAUCAAUGCCACGACCACUUAACAAUCCUCUUCCAGAGCCGCCUCGAGAAUCACCCUACGAGCCUGCACCUUUGUCUUCCAUGAGACCGAGCAAGAAACAUUCAAAUGACUAUUGGAAACACCCUUCUGCCACACAUUAG